AUGGUCUUUCGUUUUCUAAUGCGUUAUUUUGCCAAUAACGAACAGCUUAUCAAUCGUAUGGCCGAAAGUUAUCCUAUGCGUCGUGCAGCACAAAUUGUUGUCUCCCUGAUGUAUCGCGCCAAGGAUUUGGCACAUGAGACUAAGUUACAUGAAAUGUCACCGGAUCGUUUUAAAUCAUUUAUGAAUCUUUUCAAAGAUAAUGUGAAGAAGGAAAUCGAAGGAGUAAAGGACGAAAUAAAAAAGAAGAAAUUUUAGUUUGUAUAUUAGAAUGAAAAAUUAUUACGAAUUUUAAAGACUAUUUUUUGAUCAUUUUUUUGCGUUAAAUUAAGUUCUAAAUAAAUGUAGAAUAUUUAUGAAGGAGUUCGAAUAACACUCAACUUUAAAAA
This is a messenger RNA of Musca domestica (house fly), 386 nucleotides long. RefSeq names its product protein NCBP2AS2 homolog. The transcript has 2 exons. NCBI's taxonomy places the organism in Eukaryota, Metazoa, Arthropoda, Insecta, Diptera, Muscidae. Bases 1 to 255 code for a protein of 84 amino acids. The record is from RefSeq and is a predicted model, not a curated record.